Fundulus heteroclitus (mummichog) is the source of this 1253-nucleotide messenger RNA. RefSeq names its product G-protein coupled receptor 4-like. The record is from RefSeq and is a predicted model, not a curated record. Gene Ontology annotation, biological process: phospholipase C-activating G protein-coupled receptor signaling pathway; positive regulation of Rho protein signal transduction. Gene Ontology annotation, molecular function: G protein-coupled receptor activity. Bases 1 to 1086 code for a protein of 361 amino acids. Gene Ontology annotation, cellular component: membrane. The transcript has 5 exons. Lineage: Eukaryota; Metazoa; Chordata; Actinopteri; Cyprinodontiformes; Fundulidae.
AUGGAGCAGGUGGAUGGUGAGCUUCGGUAUGGGACCCGAGCUGAGCUUGGUGCGGGAUCCAAAGGAGCCAAGGUAGAAGUGCGGUCUGGAGAGGACUGCUGCAAGAGCAGGGAGUCUGUCUUCCUGGAUGAGGACGACAGACGAACCGGCAGGGAAGAGGAGACUGAGGGUGGAAUAGAUGAACUUCAACUAGACAACAGCUUUGAUAACAGCUUCAACAUCAGCGAGAGCAUGAUCUACCUUAAGAAAGACUUUCUUGAGUCGCUUGACACUUACGUUGAUAUGGUUAAACAAAUUGAAAAAUGGGUAAACCGGAUCACCAUUGGCAUUGGACUUCCUUUGACUCUAAUAGCGAUAGUUGCAGUUUUUCUACAGGUGAAAAAGGAUCAGGGUGUCCCAGUCUACGUCAUCAACCUUCUCUUUUCUGAUCUCGUUCAGUUCUGCGGCAGAAUUAUAUUGUUUGUAUAUAGGCCUGAUAUCGGCAUUUGCAUCACAUAUUUAGGUCUAAUGACCAGUGUUGGAUUCAUGGUCUGUAUCUCCUUAGAAAGGUAUUUGGUCAUCGCCAAGCCACUGUGGUACAGAUUCAGGAGAAACAUCAAGACCUAUGUGGUGGUCUGUGUGGUGGUCUGGACUUUUCCUCUUAUUAUUCCUCUAACUCUGUUUCUGGCUACUGAUCCUGGGAUGUUUUUCACCAUCUUAGCAUAUUUGCUUCUUCUGCCCUUUCCCGUCUUCAUCUUCUGCUUGGUUGGGACUAUUAAAGCUAUGUCUGGAGCCCUCAGUGUCCCAGCAGAAGAAAAAAGACGAAUUGCAGCCAUGCAGGUUGUGGUGCUGCUAAUUUACACUCUGCUUUUCCUGCCCGUGAUUACCUUGUGCCUGAUGAUAAAAUCAAGUUUAAUUAUUCAUAAUGCGGCCUUAGUUUGUAUUUUUCUUUGUCCCCUUGCAGAAACAACUCUGUAUUUGUUAAGUCGGAAAAGCUUCCUGGAUAAGUUUCUGGCUUUACUCUGUUCUUGUGAAGCAUCAGACAAUCAGGAGAUGAGCAGCAAGGAUACUGAAAGCACGACUGCUCCACACACUGAGACUGUUUAGGGUUUAUUAUCUGGAGCCUCCACAACAAUCUACAGUAGCUGCUUUUUGGGUUGAUUAGCAACUGUUAUGGCCAAAAGCACUUUAUUUUAUUUCCUCCUGUCAUUCUGUUUAGUUGCAGGUAUUGGUGCAGUUCCAGAUUUCUGCUGCUGACUAUGUUUGGGUUUAGG